This is a messenger RNA of Neoarthrinium moseri, 1941 nucleotides long. RefSeq lists its product as uncharacterized. Bases 1 to 1941 code for a protein of 646 amino acids. Gene Ontology annotation, molecular function: cadmium ion transmembrane transporter activity; manganese ion transmembrane transporter activity. Gene Ontology annotation, cellular component: membrane. The transcript is spliced from 3 exons. Gene Ontology annotation, biological process: intracellular manganese ion homeostasis; iron ion transport. The record is from RefSeq and is a predicted model, not a curated record. Lineage: Eukaryota; Fungi; Ascomycota; Sordariomycetes; Amphisphaeriales; Apiosporaceae.
AUGAACCAGACAUCCCGGACCGACGAGCCGUACGAGGGCGACGACGGCUUCAACCAGAGCCCCAACGCCCUGUCCAACGACCUGGCCACGAACCAGGACCUGAACGGCAUCGCCAACGCGCGCACCCGCCGGCCCUCGGCGGACGACUGGGUCCUCGACGGCUCCGGUCAGGCCAUUGCAGAGCUUGAUCCGCCCACGCCGGAGCCCGACCGCCGCCCCGGCGCCGGGGGCGCGCGAAACCUGGCCGACGCCGCGCACGGUGGUGGUGCGCCGGCCGGCCAGUCAUCCGGGGUGCUGGGGACGACAACGGCUGCGGCUACGGCAGCGGCCAAGUCCUCGGCCCGGGUGUUCCGCGACGACCUCCGGCAGAGCAGCAGCUCGCCCGGCGCGGUGCCCUCGGCGGCGCCGUCCCGGGAUGGGGGGAGUCACCUUGCUAGGCUCAAGCGGGUUGUCCUGACUUUUGGGAAAUUCGUUGGGCCCGGAUUCUUGGUGUCGGUGGCUUACAUCGACCCUGGAAACUACGCCACUGAUAUUGCGGCUGGUGCCUCGUAUCAGUUUCGGCUGCUGUUCGUGGUUCUCAUGAGCAACCUGUUCGCCAUCCUACUGCAGAGCCUGUCGAUCAAGCUGGGGACCGUUACGGGACUCAACCUGGCGGAGGCUAACCGGGCGUUCUUGCCCAGAUGGCUGAACUACUUCCUGUACGGUAUGGCAGAGAUUGCCAUUAUUGCUACCGAUAUCGCCGAGGUCAUUGGUACGGCUAUAGCUCUGAAUCUUCUCAUCCCGCAGCUACCCCUGGUGGCGGGAUGUGCCAUUUCCAUCCUGGAUGUCAUGCUUCUUCUGCUAUUUUACCGUCCGCAGGGCUCCAUGAAGGCGCUUCGCUCUUUCGAGUUCUUCGUCAUGCUCCUUGUAAUCGCUGUGGUGGUCUGUUUCUGUAUCGAGUUGUCGCAUAUCGAAAAUACCACCGUCGGCCAGGUGUUCAAGGGAUACCUGCCGAACGACGCAGUCAUUCAGGGGGAGGGCUUGUACCAGGCCUGCGGUAUUCUAGGCGCCACUGUGAUGCCGCACUCCCUCUACCUCGGAUCCGGCCUGCCGCAACGCCGCCUUCUGGACUAUGACGAGCGAAAUGGCCUUCUUCCCGAGGAGACACCAACAGGUGGUGCAAGUCUCAGCGACGGCAAGGCGGGCGACAAGAUCUUCUAUGUCCCAUCCAUGAAGGCCAUCAAGCACUGCCUGAAGUACUCGUACGCCGAGCUAGCCAUCUCGCUCUUCACCUUCGCGCUCUUCGUCAACAGCGCCAUCCUCAUCGUCGCCGGCGCCUCCCUGUACGAGAACACCGAGGCCCUCGACGCCGACAUCUUCGGCAUCCACGCCCUGCUAACCUCGAGCCUGGGCACUGCGGCUGGCACCGUUUUCGCGCUGGCGCUGCUGUUCUCAGGCGUGUCGGCUGGCAUCGUGUGCACCAUCUCGGGCCAGAUGGUCUGCGAGGGCGCGCUCAAGUGGCGCAUGCAGCCCUGGCUGCGACGCCUGAUCACGCGCAGCAUCAGCAUCACUCCCUCUAUCAUCAUCGCCGGCGCCGCCGGUCGCGAAAAGUUGAGCGCCGCGCUCAACGGCAGCCAGGUCGCCCUGAGCAUCGUGCUACCCUUCGUCAGCGCCCCGCUCAUCUACUACACCUGCCUGGACAAGUUCAUGACCGUCCAGCCCGGCCUCGCCCGGUUCUACCAGGAGGGCAGCACCGACGACUCCUUCUGCGUGCCGGGCGGGCAGGUCGCUGCUGCCGGGGACGGCAAUGACGAGGCGCGCGCCGAGGGCGGCGUGGCGGCGGCGCUGCCGUUCGUCCGCAUGGGCAACGACUGGUGGGUCUGCGCCCUCGCCAUCUUGAUCUGGCUGGUCAUUGCCAUCAUGAACGUGGCAAACCUGGUCCUAUUAGGCCUGGGCAAAUAG